AUGUCGGAUGACGAGGAGGCCCGGCUCUUUCAGAUCCAGGAGCGCGUUCCGCUUUGGGUGUCCGAAUGCCUCCCCAUGGUAUCCAGGCCUUCGAGUGCUAUUGUACCCUUGGCUGCAAUGGAGGUGGAGGCACAGGAGCUCACGGGGGCGCUGGAAUCGGUGCCAGACGCAGGAGAUGCAAGCUUGGCUUCGGCACGGCCGCCAUCCAUGUCUCCGCCGAUGUACCAGAAGUCGCCGCCGGUUCCAGUACUUUGGCACAUCUCGCCGGAAAACUUCCAGCGGCGCGUGUCGCGAUUGGACACGAGACAGCUGGUAUUAGCUCUCCGCUAUGCAGCUGCUGACGGUGCGGGCUUGUUGGCUGGUGGCAGCAGCAGCAGCGACCCUGCUGCGCAGAGGGCACUCACUUCAGCGACCGGACAGCUGCCGCGGCGGCACCGAAGCCGAAGCCGCGCACAGCAGUUCGUUGGUGCCCUGCUGGAGGAGCUCGUGGAGAGGGUUCCAAGUUUGAGGCCAGCGCAGGCUUGCUCCGCCGUGAAGAGCAUCGCCUCGCUCAAAGCGCUCGCGGGCGCGCCGCUUGCAUCCUCAGCGCUGGAAGCGCUCGCGUCGGGCCCGCUCGCUGGGUGGAAGAUCGCCACGACUUUGAGACCUUGUGACGUGGCGCUGUUGCUGCAGGGCUGGUCGCAGCUUGUCGCGGACGAAGGCUCAGAGGCCCUCACCGAAGCAGCUCGGGGCCUGCUCCGGGGCGGCGCGGCGCCGAGGCUGCUGGCGCUCUCCAGCUGUGCCCUGCAGGAGGCCGGGGCGCCCCCACCGACGCUCGGGUCGAUGUGCGCUGGUGCCGCGCAGUUGGCCAUCUGGCAGCGCUCGGAAGGCAAUGGCAGUCUCAACGCGGAGAUGCGCCGAAGGCUCCAGCAGUUCCUCAUCGCGGGUGCGCAAGCCGCGCGGGACGGGCCCUUCCAAACACCGCCCGGACUGAGGCUGCCGCUGUCCGUGCUUCGAGCUGCAGGGGACGCCGGCAUGUGGAAUUCAGAAGCCUUCUCCAUGCUUGCGCCGAUGGUCACCGUGCUCAUCCUGGGCCCAGCAGUGAAGACCCGGCCUCCGCACCACCUGCGCGACUGGGUGCCGCGGCUUCCUCGGCCCGGCUUCGUCCGAGGCGCCUGGCGGCCCGAGGAGCUCGCAGAGGCGGCCUUCCUCUUUGCGAGGAGCAGUCCGCUGGAAGGGAACGUGGCUGCGGCACUUUCGCUCACACUGCUCGCGCAUGUGUCGGUCCUGAAGGAAGCCCUGCUCGCAGGAGAAAGCCAGCACCGCCCAGCGCUGGAGGAGGUCGAUCGGCGUGUCCUUUGUUUUGCCGAGCAUUCCGUGGAGAUUUUGCGGCGCGCGGCCCGAGAGCCCUUCUUCGAGCCCUGGCGACCCCCAAAGAAGGGCCCAGGCUUCGAGCCGACUCCUUCCGUCGAGCGGUUCGAGCCGGAGGUGCUGGAGGACGAGCGCAUGUGUGUGCAGAUCGUAUGGAGGUGGCGGAAGUUGUCGCACGCAGCAGCCCUGGCAACCGACCAGGGACGCCAAGGUGCUAGACGCCGGAGUGCAGAAGUUGCUGAGGUCAAUGAGGCUCUGGACGAAGAGAGGCUUCUGCGGAGCUCUUUGCUGGCGACUGCCGCGCUUGCCGUGUUUCGAGGGCUGGGAGGUGCUGCCGGUGCUGCCUCCAGAUCCGAGCUGUUGCAGACGCUGACUUUGAGGCUAGCACCUUCAGGCUCUCCAGCGCGGGGUACUGUGAGGAGCUGGCUUCGGAGGCUGCGGCUCUGUCGAGCCCGAGAGGCUGUGCUGCCAGAUGAUCGACUGGCAUCCAAGAAAAAGUGCUUGGAGUUGCCGCAACCAGAAGUUCAUGAUGCUCGUGAUGAUGCAAUGAAGAUGGAUUUACGAAUGACCGCGCCCCUACGAAGAAUGCGAGCGUUGGCAAUGGCACGUGCUCCUGCAAAAGCUGUUUGGUUCAACAUGCGAACUGUGGACAUCCGGGAGGUUCGUUUUGCCAAGCACAUUGCCCGUGGUUCCUGCAACGUCAGCUCCAGGCUUACCCAAACACAACACUGGGCGUUGGCAAAGCGCCGCAGGGCCUUGUAUGGCUGCGACUGCAGCAGCCCUGUCCGCUGCUGCGACUCGACGUACCAGGUGUUCUCGCGUCGUUCGGUCCGCAUUAAGUACGGCGCUCGGAAGGCCUCACCACCACCCAUGACCAUCAGCUGUCAUAUGCCGGCAUCGUGCAGUGACAACCCCUGGGAAGAUGUCAAUAAGCGCACCAGAACGAAGGGCAAGACCCAGGGUGGCGCACCGUGGUUCGCGCCCGGUUGGGGUGAGGAGGGCGAUGAGGACGAAGAGGAGGAGCUGGAGCGCAAGAAGCCCGUGGAGGAGUCCGUGUACUGUUGCUGGGUCAUGCCAAAGAAGAAGGCAGCAGAAUUCCUGAAGGCCGGACCCGAUACACUUCGAGUAGGGAGGUGGCUCGCCCUGUGUGACUCUCCGUCUUAUCCAGUACUUGGCGAUCAGUAA
Molecule: messenger RNA, 2535 nt
Organism: Symbiodinium sp. CCMP2456
Lineage: Eukaryota; Dinophyceae; Suessiales; Symbiodiniaceae
Source: the annotation of a GenBank genome assembly